UCAGCCCUCGUCGACGAUGUAACUCACCGACUGCGUUUGGAAGAGAGAAAAAAAACCCUCCUUUAUUAUUUGUGCGCUACAACAAAAAGCACUUUUGUUUCAACUAAUUGUUGCUCCUCAGACACAAAUCGCUCCCCGCUGGCUUCAUUUCCAGCGCUGCAGCAUCCUUGCAGAGUAAAGCCUCUGCUGCCGAUUCCAUUUUUUUUCCCCAGACUGCGUUUAGAGGUACCGUCGACGGGAACAGAGAACUGGGCUCAUAUGGGCUCCUGUCUGAACCGGCGGCGGACGGUCUCGCUGUUCAAUGUGCGCGGAGGAGACGAUGUGAAGCAACGACCAAGGGAACUUCGGACAACCUUGUUUCUCUUUUUAUUUUUCGCACGCAGAGGCGCGCAUUACUUGGCUUUAGGUGGACACGCAUAAUUAAAGAAGCGGCAGGGAUCCUCAGGACGGACCUGCUGUGCAGAGGAGGAUUCGUGCUCGUUUUUGACGCGGCGCCGUUCACCUGGAAUACCUGAGGCUCUCCGAUGACAACGCAGCUACACCGACCUCCGAACACUGUUGCAUGUUUUCACGCCUCGUAUUCCGGCCCCCGGCGGUCCUGCCCGUAGGUUUAUACCCCUGGAUCGGUAAGUGCUGAUUUCACGCCCCCCACCCCCUCGGGUGCGACCGAAACUCAGAACAGUUACAUGCAAUGUCUCCUCAAAGACGGUGCAUGGCAUGCAAGCAAACGAUGCGCGGGACUCACAGGAUUCUCUGAGCAGGAUGACAUUUAGUUAAAAAAAAAAAAAAAAAGAAAAACUCUCGGCGGACCGAGACCCAGAAGCGACGUUCUAUAUUCUGUCCCGUGGGCUCGCGUCGCCUUCCACGCGAAGGGGAAGCGCAUCCAGACCCGACCUCUGCCGGCGGCGACUAUAGACUCUUUCUUUGCUGAGCGGGUUCGGGCAGAUGGCUGCUAUCGCCAGCUCCCUGAUCCGGCAGAAACGCCAGGCGAGGGAAUCCAACAGCGACCGCGUCUCCACUUCGAAACGUCGCCCCAGCCCCAGCAAAGACCCCCGCUCUCUCUGCGAGAGGCAUUUCUUGGGGGUCUUCAGCAAAGUCCGUUUCUGUAGCGGCAAGAAAAGACCCGUUCGGCGGCGACCAGAUGCACCCUUGAAACCUCCACAGGUGUCCCAUAAGGGCUGCAGGCUAGAGCCACAGCUGAAAGGCAUCGUGACGCGACUGUUUAGCCAGCAGGGCUUCUACCUGCAGAUGCAGCCGGAUGGGACCAUCGACGGCAGCAAGGACGAGAACAGCGACAACACCCUGUUUAAUCUUAUUCCCGUGGGUCUGAGAGUGGUGGCCAUCCAAGGGGUGAAGAGCGGCUUCUACAUCGCCAUGAAUGGCGAGGGCAUGCUCUACAGCUCGGAAGUGUUCACACCAGAGUGCAGAUUUAAGGAGUCAGUUUUUGAAAACUACUAUGUGAUCUACUCGUCCACUGUGUACCGGCAGCAAGAGUCGGGAAGGGCAUGGUUCCUCGGCCUGACGAAGGAGGGACAAGUCAUGAAAGGCAAUCGGGUCAAGAAAACUAAGCCCUCAUCUCACUUUGUGCCCAGGCCUAUUGAAGCCUGGUAUAAUUGUCCCAACCUCACACCUAACCUUGUCCGUGUCUGCACGCCCAUCUCUUCAAUCUGCUCUCCGCCGUCCCCUUCUGAUCACCUCCUAUCUUUGUCCUUUUUCUUUCCUCCCUUUUGUUUGCAUUUCUGCCACAGUUUGUAUGUACCGGGAGCCGUCGCUGCAUGAGAUAGAGGACAAGCACCGCUCCAGGAAGAGCUCAGGGACUCCCACCAUGAAUGGAGGGAAAGCUGUCAAUCAAGACUCCACAUAGCACCAGUUACAGGGACUUCCAGCUGUGGGUAGGGGUCGGCCUCAUCCUGACUGAGGGAGAAGGGGCCAAGUUGAAAAAAAUAAACCACACUGCUCCCCCUGAGAGAUCUGGACCUCCAUACUCUUUUUAAGCAAAAGAGGGCGUGGGACAGCUGCAAGGAGCUAUUACUGUACAACCAAGACAACAAAAACAAAACUGAACUCUUGCCUGUGAAAAUGUUUUAGAUAUCUACAUAUAUAUAA
Molecule: messenger RNA, 2106 nt
Organism: Poeciliopsis prolifica (blackstripe livebearer)
Lineage: Eukaryota; Metazoa; Chordata; Actinopteri; Cyprinodontiformes; Poeciliidae
Gene: fgf12a
Product: fibroblast growth factor 12a
Exons: 6
Coding region: 946-1779 (277 amino acids)
Biological process (GO): fibroblast growth factor receptor signaling pathway; cell differentiation; positive regulation of cell population proliferation
Cellular component (GO): cytoplasm
Molecular function (GO): fibroblast growth factor receptor binding; growth factor activity
Source: RefSeq, a predicted model, not a curated record